Molecule: messenger RNA, 1252 nt
Organism: Arabidopsis thaliana (thale cress)
Lineage: Eukaryota; Viridiplantae; Streptophyta; Magnoliopsida; Brassicales; Brassicaceae
Product: glucosyltransferase-like protein
Exons: 2
Coding region: 119-1030 (303 amino acids)
Molecular function (GO): UDP-glycosyltransferase activity; UDP-glucosyltransferase activity
Source: RefSeq, marked reviewed
GGAUACUAUGUAGUUGUUAAUUGGUUGUUAUCUUUGUAAACUAUAAAAUAUACCUUCGACUUUUACUACUUCUGGCUAACCACAUCGAUCAAAAGUCCAAAGAAGAGUAUACUAACAAAUGAAAAUUCAGCUUGUGUUCAUACCAUCGCCUGGAAUAGGUCAUCUCAGGUCAACCGUUGAGUUAGCAAAGCGACUCGUCCGCAGCGAUGACCGCCUUUGGAUCACCGUAAUCAUCAUCCCUUACCCUUCCAUUAGCGACGACGACGUUGAAACCACCUAUAUAGCAUCUCUCACGACCGCAUCUCAAGAUCGUCUCAACUACGAAGCCAUCUCCGUCGCAAAUCAACCAACCGACUAUCAAGAGCCAACUCAAGUCUACAUCGAGAAACAAAAGCCUCAAGUUAGAGAUGUUGUCGCGAGAAUCUUCCAUUCAACAGGAGUUGACUCGCCGCGAGUAGCCGGAUUCGUGGUGGACAUGUUCUGUUCAUCGAUGAUCGAUGUAGUUAACGAAUUUGGAGUUCCGUGUUAUAUGGUAUACACAUCAAACGCUACGUGUUUGGGAAUCACACUUCAUAUUCAACGAAUGUUCGACGAGAAGAAGUAUGACGUAAGCGAGUUGGAAGACUCGGUCAACGAGUUGGAGUUUCCAUUUUUGACUCGUCCUUACCCUGUGAAAUGUCUUCCUGAUUUCUUCACUUCCAAGGAUUGGUUAGCUUUCUUUCUAGCUCAAGCUAGAUGUUUUCGAAAGAUGAAAGAGCAGAAGAUAAGCGCCUUUGCGAUGGUGGAGGAGUUGGGAUUGGCGGUUCAGAUACGGAAGUUCUUUAGAGGAGAUAUGUUGGUCGGAGGGAUGGAGAUAGUCACGACGGUGGAUAUAGAGAGAGCGGUCAGGUGUGUGAUGGAGAAUGAUAGUGAGGUUAGGAAUAGAGUGAAGGAGAUGGCUGAGAAGUGUCACGUGGCGUCGAUGGACGGUGGAUCCUCGCAGGUGGCUUUGCAAAAGUUUAUUCAAGACGUGACAGAGAAUGUUGUCUGAUGGUAGGAAGAUGGAAAAUCACAGGUUGACUCUGAGAUACGAGUGACUGUUUAUGUAUGUCAUGUCACAAAAUUUCAUGAAUUUGUCCCAUAAUACUACGAUAGGUGUAUGUGUGUUUUUCUUGGGGUCAAACUAUGUCUAUGUGUAAGUUCUUUAGUUGAUGUAAUGUAUGUCGCGUUUCUUGAAUUUGUGUCAUAAAGUGAUAAUAAGUACGAUGGUGUG